Molecule: messenger RNA, 1047 nt
Organism: Microthlaspi erraticum
Lineage: Eukaryota; Viridiplantae; Streptophyta; Magnoliopsida; Brassicales; Brassicaceae
Source: the annotation of a GenBank genome assembly
AUGAACAUGAUGAGCUCAUUCCAACAAGGACAAUCACUGGACACAGAAUGUGUGUCGACUACAGGAAAGCUGAACUCCUCUACACGCAAGGACCACUACCCCUUGCCAUUCAUAGACCAGAUGCUUGAGCGCCUUGCCAAUCAUCAAUACUACUGUUUCUUGGAUGGAUACUCAGGAUUUUUCCAAAUUCCAAUCCACCCAGAUGAUCAGGAGAAGACUACAUUCACUUGUCCCUAUGGCACAUAUGCUUAUAGGAGAAUGCCUUUUGGAUUGUGCAAUGCUCCAGCUACAUUCCAAAGAGUGCUACAGAGAUGUGAAGACAAGCACCUAGUUCUAAAUUGGGAGAAGUGCCAUUUUAUGGUUAGAGAUGGAAUAGUGCUUGGACAUAGAAUCUCAGAGAGAGGCAUAGAAGUUGACAAGGCCAAGAUUGAAGUAAUGACAAACCUUCAGCCGCCCAAGACAGUCAAAGAUAUCAGAAGCUUCCUAGGACAUGCUGGGUUCUACAGGAGGUUCAUUAAAGAUUUCUCACAGAUAGCAAGGCCGCUAACACGCCUAUUAUGCAAGGAUAUUAACUUUGAGUUCACAGAGGAGUGUCACAAGGCUUUCACUAAGAUCAAAGAGGCAUUGGUCAGUGCGCCAGUGGUUCAACCUCCAAACUGGGAACUACCUUUUGAGAUAAUGUGUGAUGCAAGUGAUUAUGCAGUAGGAGCAGUGCUUGGACAAAGAAAAGACAAGAAGCUACAUGUGAUCUACUAUGCCAGCAGAACACUUGAUGAGGCACAAUGCAAGUAUGCCACAACAGAAAAGGAGCUUCUUGCUAUUGUCUUUGCAUUUGAGAAAUUUCGAUCAUAUGCCAAGACAAGAUUGCUGAGAUGGAUACUACUAUUGCAAGAAUUUGAUCUUGAGAUCAAGGAUAGAAGAGGAGCAGAUAAUGGAGUAGCUGAUCACCUUUCAAGGAUGAGAGUUGAAGAAAAUCUACCCUUGAUGAUAGGCUACCUGAAGAAUCAGUUUAUGCAGCUGAAGCUAGCAAUAAGCAUGGACAACUAA